GAGACUUGAGUUUGAGUAAUGGCCAAUAACAUUUUCCUUAUAGACAGUACUCACAGUUGUAGUUGAAAGUGAUUGAAAUUUGAAAACGAGCAAUUACGUAAUAAUAAGAAAGCCAUCGAAAUGUCUCUUAUAUUCAAACGAACGAUUGAUUUUACUCGUAAUCUUGGGCGGACGAUACUUAGUAACCAACACUAUCCAGUGACCCAGCGCAUUGCCUUUAAAUCUGACCAAACACCGCAAAUUGAAUCUCGUCCCACUGUUGCAAAAUUAGAUCCACUUCAAAAGUCUCAACUGAUCGAUUUUGGGAAAUACGUGUCUGAUUGUUUACCAAAGUACGUACAAAAAGUUCAAAUCACAUCCGGUAAUGAGUUGGAAGUACUUAUUCCUCCAGAUGGAGUCAUUCCCGUUCUUCAAUUUUUAAAAGACCACCACAGUGCACAAUUUGCGAGCUUGGUAGACAUAGCGGGGAUGGACGUGCCCAGUCGGGUUAAUCGAUUUGAGAUUAUCUACAAUUUAUUGUCUCUGCGUUACAAUGCUAGGAUUCGGGUAAAGACCUACACGGAUGAACUGACACCUAUAGAUUCUGCUUGUGAAGUGUUCAAAGCUGCAAACUGGUACGAAAGGGAAAUCUGGGAUAUGUAUGGAGUUUUCUUUGCGAAUCAUCCAGAUUUAAGAAGAAUUCUAACUGAUUAUGGAUUUGAAGGCCAUCCAUUCAGAAAAGAUUUCCCCCUAAGUGGUUAUGUAGAACUGCGUUAUGAUGAUGAACAAAAGCGUGUUGUUGUGGAACCCUUAGAAUUGGCUCAGGAAUUCCGAAGAUUUGAGCUAAGUGCUCCUUGGGAACAGUUUCCAAACUUUAGAGGAAAUCCCGUUGAAGAAGUUGCCUCCACAGCAGAACCUAAGAAAGAAUAAACUUAUGGUUCAUUAUUUUCUUUCAAAUUCUUUAAUAAAAUUAAAACUGUAUUUAUUCAACAUAAUAGUAACAAUUUACAAGAAAAGUUAUGUGCAUAGGUAAAUAAAUCGAGUUGAGAAAAGUU
Pieris napi is the source of this 1034-nucleotide messenger RNA. RefSeq names its product NADH dehydrogenase [ubiquinone] iron-sulfur protein 3, mitochondrial (gene ND-30). The coding region runs from base 121 to 909 and encodes 262 amino acids. NCBI's taxonomy places the organism in Eukaryota, Metazoa, Arthropoda, Insecta, Lepidoptera, Pieridae. The record is from RefSeq and is a predicted model, not a curated record. The transcript has a single exon. Gene Ontology annotation, molecular function: NADH dehydrogenase (ubiquinone) activity.